This is a messenger RNA of Lecanosticta acicola, 861 nucleotides long. Lineage: Eukaryota; Fungi; Ascomycota; Dothideomycetes; Mycosphaerellales; Mycosphaerellaceae. The record is from the annotation of a GenBank genome assembly.
AUGGAGUCUAUUCCCGCAGAACUCUACCCAGGUUUCACCAGAUACAUGGACAAUUCAUCACUUUACAGCUUGCGCCUGGUCAGCAGGGCGGUCGAGAAGAAGACUUUCGCUACUUUCGCCGACCGAAAAUUCGAGCACCUUCAUAUCCCUCUAGACAUAGAUGGACUGCGUACAGUACUUGGGAGAUUGCGGACAUCCAAAGGCGAAGACCAAGGUUUCCGAGUCAAGAGCAUUACUUUCUGUUUUAACGCUUCCGGAAUUUGGAGUGCUCGCCAACCUCGAGAGGCUCGAAUGGAUGAAAAUAUUGACGACCUGCUGUUGAAGCUGAUCAGCAAGCUGGGCAAUGUGAUGAGACUGAGUGUCUUUGGAUGGCGUGUCUCUGAUGCUGCUGCCGCUGCUGCUGCUUCUUCAAAGCUAUUUCGGGCCCUGGUAGUCAAGCCUCUGCCUAAGCUGGCUGAAGUCGACCUCGAUGGCGGAAUGUACUGUGUGCGUGAGCUCCAAGCAUUCUGCAGUGCACACAAGGGAAUCCAGGACUUCCGUAUGGGGCAUUGUCGCCAACACGCCGGGGCUUGCGUCUGGACUGAUCUCUUCUGCACUUUACAAACCGACCUGACGCUCCGGCGAUUCAGCAUCUAUCGCCUAUAUCCACAUCAGGAUCCAACGCGAUCUUGGUCAAUUUACCCAUAUCUGGUCCUAUCGAGUGUUCGCACUGUACGCGCGGUGAGAAACCCUAACACGUCGAGGCUCACGUACGAUCAUUAUGUCUUGCGCCCUGAGGCUGCGGACAUGAUAGGCGAGGUGGCCGUCAAGGCCGGUAUGCAGAAGCUGCUCGAGCUUCAUGGAGUCGCAUCUGCAGAGUGA